AUGGCGGGGGGUCGGAGGGGACUUGUGGCCCCUCAGAAUACUUUUUUGGAGAAUAUUGUGAGACGGUCGAACGAUACCAACUUUGUGCUGGGAAACGCUCAGAUAGUGGACUGGCCCAUCGUCUACAGCAAUGAUGGCUUCUGCAAGUUGUCGGGGUACCACAGAGCAGAGGUGAUGCAGAAAAGCAGCACCUGCAGCUUCAUGUAUGGGGAGCUCACAGACAAGGACACAACGGAAAAAGUGCGACUAACGUUCGAGAAUUAUGAGAUGAACUCGUUUGAAAUACUUAUGUACAAGAAAAACAGGACGCCUGUGUGGUUUUUUGUGAAGAUUGCUCCCAUUCGAAAUGAACAAGAGAAAGUGGUCCUGUUUCUCUGCACGUUCAGUGACAUAACAGCCUUUAAACAGCCCAUUGAAGACGAUUCUUCCAAAGGUUGGGGAAAGUUUGCCCGACUAACUCGAGCUCUGACAAGCAGUAGAGGAGUCUUACAACAACUGCAGCCCACAGUUCACAAGGGAGAGAACGUCCACAAGCACUCCCGCUUAGCUGAGGUACUGCAGCUCGGCUCAGAUCUCCUACCUCAGUACAAGCAGGAGACCCCCAAAACCCCUCCCCACAUCAUCCUGCACUACUGCCUCUUCAAGACCACAUGGGACUGGGUCAUCCUCAUCCUCACCUUCUACACAGCCAUCAUGGUGCCCUACAACGUCUCCUUCAAGACCAAGCAGAACAACGUGACGUGGCUGGUGGUGGACAGCAUCGUGGACGUCAUCUUCUUGGUGGACAUCGUUUUAAACUUCCACACCACAUUCGUGGGACCCGCUGGCGAGGUCAUCUCGGACCCCAAGCUGAUUCGAAUGAACUACCUGAAGACCUGGUUUGUUAUCGACCUGCUGUCCUGUCUACCGUACGACGUCAUCAACGCCUUCGAGAACGUAGAUGAGGGGAUCAGCAGUCUGUUCAGCUCGCUUAAGGUGGUCCGGCUUCUCCGUCUGGGUCGGGUUGCCCGUAAACUGGAUCACUACAUCGAGUACGGGGCGGCUGUGCUGGUCCUGCUGGUGUGUGUUUUUGGACUGGCUGCCCACUGGCUAGCCUGCAUUUGGUACAGCAUUGGUGAUUACGAAGUUAUCGAUGAAGAAACCAACAUCGUCCGCACGGACAGCUGGCUCUACAUCCUGGCUGAGACUGUGGGCACGCCGUACCACUUCAACACCACCUCAGCGAAGUGGGAGGGCGGGCCAAACAAGGACUCUGUCUACAUCACCUCCUUGUACUUCACCAUGACCAGCCUGACGAGCAUCGGGUUUGGUAACAUCGCCCCGACGACAGACGGAGAGAAAAUCUUUGCCGUGGCCAUGAUGAUGAUUGGAUCACUGCUUUACGCCACCAUCUUUGGUAACGUGACAACCAUCUUCCAGCAGAUGUACGCCAACACGAAUCGUUACCAUGAGAUGCUUAACAGCGUUCGGGACUUCCUCAAACUAUACCAGGUCCCCAAGGGCUUGAGUGAAAGAGUUAUGGACUACAUCGCCUCCACCUGGUCCAUGUCACGGGGUAUAGACACUGAAAAGGUGUUGCAGAUUUGUCCAAAGGACAUGAGAGCGGACAUUUGUGUUCAUCUCAACCGGAAGGUUUUUAAAGAGCACCCAGCUUUCCGGCUGGCCAGUGAUGGGUGUCUCAGAGCUCUGGCCAUGGAGUUUCAGACCAUCCACUGUGCUCCCGGUGACCUGAUUUACCACGCUGGCGAAAGUGUGGACAGCCUCUGUUUCGUGGUGUCGGGAUCACUGGAGGUCAUUCAGGAUGAUGAGGUUGUGGCCAUUUUAGGUAAGGGAGAUGUAUUUGGGGAUGUUUUUUGGAAAGAGGUGACUCUGGCUCAAGCCUGUGCCAACGUCCGAGCCCUGACCUACUGCGACCUCCACGUCAUUAAACGUGACGCUCUGCAGAAGGUGCUGGAGUUCUACACAGCAUUUUCCAACCACUUCUCAAGAAAUCUGCUGCUCACUUAUAACCUGCGAAAAAGGAUCGUCUUCCGAAAGAUCAGUGAUGUGAAACGUGAGGAAGAGGAGCGGCAAAGGCGUAAAAAUGAAGCCCCUCUGAACUUGCCACCAGAUCAUCCGGUAAGAAAACUCUUCCAGCGCUUUCGACAGCAGAAGGAAGCCCGUAUGGCGACCGAGAAACCAGAACUAGAUGAACACGAUAUCGAGAAGGGCCCCGCGUAUGUGGACGUCCCGAUAGCUAAAACAGCCAUUACGACAACCAGCAUCAUCACGGUAACUGAAAGCCCAGCAACACCUUCACUUUCAACCCCUUCAUCUGCCACAUCCCCCAAAUGUGCUCCGUCGGACAAGGCAAAGCUGCAGGUGCCGCCUCCCAUUUCUUUGGUAGGAUGCCGGUCCGCUGAGCCAGUUAAAGUCAAAGGCUGGGGUCGCUUCAAGGAGUCCAUGGCCAAAGCCGACAACUGGAACAAAGUGUCUAAGGCCGAAUCCAUGGAGACUUUACCAGAACGGACAAAGGUGCACGAAUCACAGAUGUCUCUAAAGAAGACAGACUCAUGUGACAGCGGCAUCACCAAAAGUGACCUGCGCCUGGACAAAGUGGGUGACUUCCGCUUGACGCCUCAGGACCGCAGUCCUGUCCAGCCUCCGGAGACCAGGCACGCCUUCUACCCCAUCCCAGAGCAAACGCUUCAGGCCUCGCUUCAGGAGCUCAAGCUAGAGCUGAAGGACGACCUCAAGAACCUGAAUGUUCGAAUGUCCGGCCUUGAGGCUCAGCUAAACGAAGCACUUCAACUCCUCAAAGCGAGGAAAUCAAGUGCUGACUCUCCGCAGCAUCUUUUUGACAUUUCUAGACCUGCUUCACCAGAACUCGACAAAGAGGACAUCUUCUCUUGA
This is a messenger RNA of Toxotes jaculatrix (banded archerfish), 2892 nucleotides long. RefSeq names its product potassium voltage-gated channel, subfamily H (eag-related), member 1a (gene kcnh1a). Bases 1 to 2892 code for a protein of 963 amino acids. Lineage: Eukaryota; Metazoa; Chordata; Actinopteri; Toxotidae. Gene Ontology annotation, molecular function: delayed rectifier potassium channel activity. Gene Ontology annotation, biological process: potassium ion transmembrane transport; regulation of membrane potential. Gene Ontology annotation, cellular component: membrane. The transcript is spliced from 12 exons. The record is from RefSeq and is a predicted model, not a curated record.